CAAAUCACAAAGUUGAAGAAAGAAAAGAUAGUUUUAGGGGAAGAGUUGAAAAAGGAGAUGAAAGAAGAUAAUUUGUUUUGGCGAAGAAGAAAAGAUUAUUGGACAAAGGAGAAGGAUAUUUUGGAAAAGGAGAAGGAGAAUAUGAAGAAAAAGAGUGAAAAAGAAGAGAUUGAAGAAGAAGAUAGUAUGGAAGGGGUAGUAGAAAUUGAAGCUGAUAGUUUUAUGACUAUUCGAGAUUCAAGUGAAGAUGAUGAAGAAGAGAGAUCGAAAAAUAAAGGAGAAAGAAAAGUUGUUGAAGAGAAAGAAGAGAUUUUAGAUUUAGAUUUUGAUGAUGAAGAUUGGGUGGAUUGGCCAGUAUUUAAUUUGGGUGAUGAUAGAAUGGAGGGAAGUAAUAAAGAGUAUAAUGGUUCUAGAAUUCAUUACUAG
Ambispora leptoticha is the source of this 426-nucleotide messenger RNA. The record is from the annotation of a GenBank genome assembly. NCBI's taxonomy places the organism in Eukaryota, Fungi, Glomeromycota, Glomeromycetes, Archaeosporales, Ambisporaceae.